Molecule: messenger RNA, 1897 nt
Organism: Bemisia tabaci
Lineage: Eukaryota; Metazoa; Arthropoda; Insecta; Hemiptera; Aleyrodidae
Gene: Mkk4
Product: dual specificity mitogen-activated protein kinase kinase 4
Biological process (GO): MAPK cascade; protein phosphorylation
Molecular function (GO): ATP binding; JUN kinase kinase activity
Source: RefSeq, a predicted model, not a curated record
CGUGUUUCCAUAGUUCAAUGAAUUUCGAGAUAGCAAUCCGGUUACUCGCGUAUUUAAACUGGCUGUGCACCAGUGGUCUCCAACUUGCGUUUCAAUUUCAUUUCGGUUGACGUCUCCUCACAAAUUUGUCGGCUUUCAAGAACAGCAUUCCACCCAUCUCGCCGAUCUAACGAUCCCGUUGCAUUCCCGUUGGCACCAUUAUCACCCCAGCCUCAACGGAAAGGGUUUAUCUAUUCGUAUUGCGGGAACUCCUUUAUCACUUCUAGUACAAGCUCUUCGUGGGGACACAACGCCCCCACUGCUGAUAUGGCCGAAACAGAAACUUUUUAACAUGCUUACUCCCGAAUCUGAAUUGUCCCCAUCAUUUGAGCCAAGCUCGUGAACUACUCUGCUUUGGAAUCUCUCAUUAUCUUCGUCCAAAUAUUCCAAAGUCGUUUUGACGAAAGAGAACACAAAAAUGGAUUGCCGAAAAUCGAACAGCAAUCACAACCUUUCAGAAUUAGGCAUGAAAAGUGAAAAAAGGAAACAGCUAACCUUAACCCUCGGGUCCUCGGAUGGAGUAAGGCGGCCGUUCCCAUCAAGCACCAGUGAUUAUCAACUACAUCAGUUGCCGAAAAGUAGUCAGUUUUGUAACAUUGAUGAAGAUAGGUUCACACAUUCCAGCUCUUCAAGACAAAAAUCAAUGCCCAGGCUCAAACCUUUUAAUUCAGACGUGAUCACUGACCCGUCCAAGGAUCGGUUCAAGAUUUGCCAAAACAUGCAGUCGUCCGGGAAGUUGCAAGUGUCACCAGAUUCGGUUUAUGACUUUACCUCAGAUGACCUACAAGACUUUGGUGAGAUAGGACGAGGCGGUUUUGGAACGGUUAACAAAAUGGUUCACCGGAAAAGUGAAACUUUAAUGGCUGUCAAGAGAAUUAGGUCAACUGUAGAUGAGAAAGAACAAAAACAGCUGCUCAUGGAUCUAGAUGUCGUGAUGAUGUCUAACGAAUGUCCGUAUAUCGUCCAGUUUUACGGAGCUUUAUUUAAAGAGGGUGAUUGUUGGAUUUGUAUGGAAUUGAUGGAUAUUUCUUUAGAUAAAUUCUACAAAUUUAUUUAUGAAAAAAUGAUGCAGAGAAUACCCGAAAACAUUUUAGGAAAAAUUACUGUCGCAACUGUGAAGGCUUUGAAUUACUUGAAAGAGAAACUGAAAAUAAUCCACAGAGAUGUGAAACCAAGCAAUAUUCUGUUGGACCGGCGUGGGAACGUCAAAUUAUGUGAUUUCGGUAUUUCAGGGCAACUAGUCGAUUCCAUCGCCAAAACCAGGGAUGCUGGAUGUAGACCUUACAUGGCUCCUGAGAGGAUAGAUCCGUACCGAGCAAGAGGCUAUGAUGUCCGUUCAGACGUAUGGUCAUUGGGCAUAACUUUGAUGGAGGUAGCCACUGGUCACUUUCCGUACCCCAAGUGGAACUCCGCAUUUGAGCAGCUCUGCCAAGUCGUGCAAGGUGAUCCGCCCAAGCUGACAACCAACUACGAUGGGAAUACUUUUUCGCAAGAGUUUGUCAACUUCAUCAAUACUUGUUUAAUCAAGGACGAACAACAGCGACCGAAAUACAACAAAUUGCUGGAGCACCCGUUUGUGAAACGCAGUGAUAGUGCCAUUGUUGAUGUUGCUCAGUACGUAAGCCAAGUUCUGGAUAACAUGGCCAACGCAGGGGCCUCCAUCUACACGAUGGACCAGCCCUGAUUUUGACUGUUUUAUUUUCUAUUAAUUUUUUUGCAUUCGCUAUUCUUUUUGGUCUCUUUGUUGAUUUUAUCUUUUAUGUUUUCCUGUAUAAUCAAUUUGCUGAUGAUUUUAGGAUCUUGUAUUAUAUUUGUAUAGUAGAUUGUUGCCAAUAAACUCAUUUUACCAAAACGCUUA